UCAAUGAAAGAAAGAGCACUGAGCGCGCGCAUUCAGACAGCUUUAUUUCAGAAAGUUUCCCGCUAGUUUCUCUAAUAUUUAUUUAUUUACGUUUCCCCCCUCUGUGGUUUAAAACGCGAUUGUGAAGGGUAUUUUAGCUUCACUUUAAACGCUGAGACUGAAGAACUCCAGGGAGAGAAGAAAGAGUUGAAAAUGUGUGAUCAGAGAUCAGUGUUAAUGCAGAUCCCAGAACCACAAGCCAAAAUCACAGCUGUCAGAAGAUCCUACAUGGAUAUUUUGGGGUCUCGUCCCGCUGCAGACACCAUGAGACGCAGGAAACACACACGUGCAUUGGACCCAGGUUCACACAGAUGCUGGACGACUGACCCGCAGAGAGAUGAUGUGGACACCUGUCAGACGUCCGGCUCAAAACAGCUGCUCAACAGUCUCAUACUCGCCGAGCAGUCGGUUCAGAUGGUGUCCAGCUCGCUCACAUCUGACCUGAAGAUCUUACUGGACGAUCUGCAGCAGAAGAAGACCAGUGUCUACAGAUCCAUCCCAUAUUCACGCCUCGGAUCCAACCGGGACGCUCACUGCUUCAGGAAAGCUCGGCCUCACUUACUGGCUUUCAAGCGUUCGUGUCGUGAAGGAGGUGUUUUGCUCCUACAGAAUGCUGAAUGGGAGAUACUUCUGGAGUUUGUCGUGUCGGCGUGUCGUUUGACCAGCGAGCUGCCGCAGUGGGAUACGAGCAUACACAACACGCUUCAGCAGCACUGCUUCAACACGCUAGCGGAGUUCUGUACCGCCGCGCUGCAGAAACACAGACCCGCGGCCCGCAGAGCACGACAACUACUGCGCAGGUUUAAAGCGGCUGCGGUGUCGAGUCGAGGUGUUUGUUUGUGUUUAGAGGAGCUGGAGAGAAUCCUGCACGAAAAAUCACCAUCACAAACUCAAACCGACCCAUUAGAACCUGAACAAAACUUCAGUCACAUCAGCACUUUGCCCAAAAUACACAAUAUGAAACUCUCUCUUGAUGAAAUCUAAUGAGCGAGUGCCGUCAGUGGAAACAAGAGAACUUCCAUCAUGAGGAGUGUCGACUGUCUCGUCGCAGUACUUGAAUUGUUUUAAAAUCAUUUUUAAACUUUAGUACUGAAUUUGUUGUGCAACUGAAUUGUAAAUGUAUUUGUAUGUAAAUGUGUUGUGAUUUGCUCUUUUUAAUUGUUUGUCUGGAUCAUUUUGAAGUAACUGAAUGUCUGUCAGCAGCAUGUGUAUCGUGUCAUUUCAACAUGUCUAUAGUGUAAAACACGUUUACAGUAAACAUCAAGAAGAGGGCUUCAGUUUCCUGAAAUACAGUAUCAGUGCAUUUUAAAAUCGUGGUUUCAAGGCCUGGAAAAGUCAUGGAAAUUUCAAUAGUAAAUAUACAUUUUUUGUUUUGAAAUAUUUUAAUGUAAUUUUUUUGGGUGUAAUCUAUACAAAAUUAUAUUUUUAAAUCGUCCAAUAAAAUCACAAGUAAGUCAUGGAAA
Messenger RNA from Myxocyprinus asiaticus (Chinese sucker), 1502 nucleotides. RefSeq lists its product as uncharacterized. Gene Ontology annotation, cellular component: nucleus. The record is from RefSeq and is a predicted model, not a curated record. Lineage: Eukaryota; Metazoa; Chordata; Actinopteri; Cypriniformes; Catostomidae. The transcript has 6 exons. Gene Ontology annotation, biological process: proteasome localization; nuclear protein quality control by the ubiquitin-proteasome system. Bases 193 to 1023 code for a protein of 276 amino acids.